This is a messenger RNA of Alternaria conjuncta, 936 nucleotides long. RefSeq lists its product as uncharacterized. The transcript has a single exon. Bases 1 to 936 code for a protein of 311 amino acids. NCBI's taxonomy places the organism in Eukaryota, Fungi, Ascomycota, Dothideomycetes, Pleosporales, Pleosporaceae. The record is from RefSeq and is a predicted model, not a curated record.
AUGGAGUCCCUCGCUGAGCUCUCUGUCACUCAUCGAAAGGACGUCGACACAUCCGGUCUUAGAGCCACGUUCCAACGCCAUCAAAUCACUCUCUCUAGCAUUGUACGUCUGCGCAUACUGUCACGUGGCAGUUGGUCAUUCCUCGUGGAGGCUUGUCCAAAUGUCGAAAUACUAGCUCUGGAGUACAACCUCGACCAAGAUAAUAUAAUGCAUGCCGCAGGGGCGUUGAAGCACCUUACGGACUUCGAGAUCUGCCGCGACACGUGGCGCAAGAAAGAUAUAAAACGCUUGCUGCAGUUUUUGCCAGAGAUUCAGAGUCUAGCCUUGCGAGGCACUCUUGGCCAGGAAAAACUGAGUGUAAGUACGACCGCGAGAGGUGCUGUCUCUCUUAGAGCGCUUUCAAUAUUGACUCGAACACAGACCUUCGCUGAAGUGUUUGGCUUGUUCCCAGAGCUGACCAAAAUCGCGAUUACUGCCAUACAAGAGGUCACCGACGAAGAUCUCGAGGGCGAAUAUUCUGAUGACGGGUCAGGGUACGGUAGUAUCUAUGGGGAAAUGAUGUGGGAACAUGAACUUGAUGAAGAUCAAAGCUCCGUCGCUAUGAAGUUCUUCGAACAUUGCCCUGUGCUCGAAACAUUGUGUUUAGUACGCACUGGCUGUGUCAGGUCAUGGUACCCAACGCGUGGAAGCAAAGGAAGUCUUGAGUCGGUCUACUCUCCACGGGAUGGCUACAAAUCCUGGCAUCAAUCCGACGAGCUGGAAAUACGAGAACACGAUAAAGAAGGGUUCCCCAAGCUGUUUAAGUUUCCUCGACCAACCAACUUUUGCAGCGAAGCCUGGGAUCACCAGAGUAAUUGGAGCGAGAGUAGUGAGUCCAUGGAGUACUGGGUGAGUGAAGUCCUUCUGUACAGUCGAAAGAAGUCUAACAUAGAUUAG